Aspergillus melleus is the source of this 543-nucleotide messenger RNA. RefSeq lists its product as uncharacterized. Bases 1 to 543 code for a protein of 180 amino acids. The transcript has 4 exons. Lineage: Eukaryota; Fungi; Ascomycota; Eurotiomycetes; Eurotiales; Aspergillaceae. The record is from RefSeq and is a predicted model, not a curated record.
AUGGCAGACGGACUCAACGAAGCCCGUGCCCUAAGACUGGCCGAGAUUAUCAAUGACUACCGCACACUCCUCUUGCACAUCCCCCAGCAAAACGUCCAAGUUCCGGCCGACGACUACUACGAAGAAGGAUUCGUCGUCAUCCGAGAGUCCCUGGCCGCCGCCCAGAACCUGAUGUCAUCCAACUACAGCCCCAGCAUGCCGGCCAACCACGGCAGCACUGCCGAGACCGAGAAGGCAGAGCUAAGAAGGGUCAUCCUUGACGGAAGUGCUCGGCGAUUCCAAGCUCAUCGAAUUUACCUGCGAGCGGCGGCCGCAAAGCGAUGGGCGAUGCAUCGCGCCAACGUCCUCCAAGGCCAGAGACCCGGUCCUCAACAUGCGUCGCAACUUAAGGCUAUCAGUAAUACAUUCCGACAGGAACUAGCCCAGGUAACGAACCAACACGUUGUUGCCGAUCUUCGAGCCGCCGAUAUGCGCGCUGGCCAUUGGCUUGACGAUGAUCCGUCCCUGGAGAUGAUCCUGAAUUGGAUCCGUUCGCAUCCAUGA